AGCUGCAGCAAUACAGAUGAGUAACAGCACCACACAGCACCAGCUCAGUGCUACUGCUCCGCUGCGGUAAGCAGGCCAGGAAAGGGAGACCGAAAAUACAUCUGAGCCUGUUCCACGUAAAACAAAAAGCACAUCUUCAUCCAUCCACCCCUCCGCUUUCCCUCUGCCGUUUAAAACUCAUCCUCACCGACAUGUCGUAGGCAGGAGGGACAGGACCUAGAGAACAGCUGCCCGCAAGGGUUUCCAUGCGGUGUGGAGACCCCCGGGGCAGACUGAGCACCCAUGGGCGCCGCCUUUAGGACCGCGGGCGCUGCAAGAUGGAGGCCGAGCUGAACCCAGCGGCGCAGGCGCAGCAGCAGGAGGAAGAGGGAGGGUGCUGCGGGGUCCGGGUUCGCCCGCUUGGACAGCCUCUGCCUGGCGCUCGGCGGCGAUGGGCAAGCGGGUAGCCCUGGUUCUCGCCGGCUGCGGCGUCUUCGAUGGCAGCGAGAUUCACGAGGCCUCGGCGGCGCUGGUGCACCUCAGCCGCGGCGGCGCAGAGGUGAAGAUAUUUGCCCCCAAUAUUGAGCAAAGGGAUGUAGUCAAUCACCUAAAAGGAAGUCCAACAGAAGAGAAGAGAAAUGUGUUAGUUGAAAGUGCCAGGUUGGCAAGAGGAAACAUUCAGGAUUUGGCUGAACUGAAAGCUAGUGAAUUUGAUGCAGUCAUUUUCCCUGGUGGUUUUGGUGUAGCAAAGAACCUGUGUUCCUGGGCUGUAGAUGGGAAGAACUGUACUGUCAAUGAGCAUGUGAACUUCACACUCCAAGCUUUCCACAGUGCUAAAAAGCCCAUUGGUUUGUGCUGCAUAUCACCAGUUCUGGCAGCUAAAGUCUUUCCUGGUUGUGAGGUUACAGUUGGCCAAGAUAAAGAUGUAGAUGGAAGAUUUCCUGAUGCUGAAACGGCAUCUGCUAUAGUCGAGCUUGGAUGUAAGCACAUUUGCAAAAAUGUAAAUGAAUCCCAUGUGGACAAAGCCAAUAAAAUAGUUACUACCUGUGCUUUCAUGUGCAAGGCUCCUCUGCAUGAAAUCUUUGAUGGAAUUGGAACAAUGGUACAGGAAGUCCUGAAACUUGCAUGACUGGAAGCAUACAGACUUCUACAAGGAAAUCAAUUUAGCUGAGCAUAAGCAUUUAGCUUCCUUUGAAUGUAGUAAUAAAAUAAUGCAACUACUAAACAUCACA
Messenger RNA from Strigops habroptila (Kakapo), 1211 nucleotides. RefSeq names its product glutamine amidotransferase-like class 1 domain-containing protein 3A, mitochondrial. Bases 431 to 1108 code for a protein of 225 amino acids. The transcript has 4 exons. Lineage: Eukaryota; Metazoa; Chordata; Aves; Psittaciformes; Psittacidae. The record is from RefSeq and is a predicted model, not a curated record.